Molecule: messenger RNA, 2032 nt
Organism: Octopus sinensis (East Asian common octopus)
Lineage: Eukaryota; Metazoa; Mollusca; Cephalopoda; Octopoda; Octopodidae
Product: zinc finger protein 525-like
Exons: 2
Coding region: 715-1758 (347 amino acids)
Biological process (GO): regulation of transcription by RNA polymerase II
Cellular component (GO): nucleus
Molecular function (GO): DNA-binding transcription factor activity, RNA polymerase II-specific; RNA polymerase II cis-regulatory region sequence-specific DNA binding
Source: RefSeq, a predicted model, not a curated record
AAGCGGUACAACUUCCUUUCCUACACCGUUAUCUCUUUUGUUUUUCUAGUGAAGCAACUUCUCAGCUUCUCUAAAAAUUACCUCGCUUUCCCCAACUAAACAACUUCUUUAAACCCAUCACUAGGCCACACCAUCACUAGGGAAAAAAUAUAGUGGACUGAAGCGAUUUCCAAUACAUUUACUGGCUCUUAAUUUAUACCAAUUCCUGGUGUCCUACUAUUUAUCUAACUCCCUAUUCUUUAUUAAUUGUUUAUUAUUUUUUUUCGGAAUUGGAAAAAGAGUUUCGGAUUUGAAUGACUUUAAGCUUGAUCUCCUGCCCAUUGUAGAUCUUUAUUGUCUAUCCCUACGGAAAAGAUAAAAUAAUACAAAUACACAACAUUUAGUGUGUUUGAUUGAGUCGAUUUUAUCACCCGCCUUGUUAUCUAUUUUAUAUGUGUUUUAAUUCAGUUGAAAAGAAUCAACUGUGAAAUGGGUAAGUCGGAUUUAUUUUCCAUAAGGUACAACUAAUUUCACCGUUUGUCUUAUUCACCUUAUACAAUAGUUGUAAAUUUGGUCGCUACGACAGAAUUAUUAGUCGCCUAAUCAUUAUAUAAAUAUAUCACCUAACAAUAUCAUAAUUUUCAACGACAUUAGCAAUUGUAAUAAUGACAUGGUUCCAGCUUUAAGAAACCAGAAUAAAAACAAAAACAAGAUUUUUAACUACAUUUUGUCACAAUGGAGAAAAGUAAGAAAGAAAGGUCAUUUCCUUGCAAUGUAUGCGGGAAGAACUUUGCACAGAACGGUUAUUUAAAAGUACACAUGAGAAUCCAUACAGGGGAGAAACCAUACAAAUGCGAGGUCUGCGAAAAGGCCUUCACAAAGAGCAGUGACUUAAUAACACACACUCGAAUUCACACAGGUGAGAAACCAUACCAGUGUAUUACCUGCGGUGAAACCUUCACACAAAACGGCAACCUACAGAGACAUAUCCGAACACACACGGGGGAGAAAUUGUUCCACUGCGACAUAUGCCAGCGAUCCUUCUGCGACAACAAGUACCUGCAGCUCCACAGGAGAUCUCACACCGAUCCUGUCUUGCGUUGCGAGAUCUGCCAUAAGAAACUCAAAACCAUUGAAACGAUGAAGAACCACAUGCAGAUUCACACUGGCGAAAAGUCCUACCAUUGCGAAUAUUGCGACAAGUCGUUUUGGUGUAUUGCCAGUUUCCAAAAGCAUUCUAAGAUCCACAACGAAGACAAUCCGUACCGAUGUGAGACUUGCGGUCAUGUGUUCUCAUCCGAUAAAUCUUUGCAAAGCCACAUUCGUGUACACACGGGAGAGCGGCCCUUUCGUUGCGAUCCUUGCGACAAGUAUUUCACGACGGAAAGCAGACUACGGAAACACAACCGAACCCACACCAGCGAAUGGCCUUACAUGUGCUUAAUCUGCAACACGGAAUUCACAGAGAAAGCUGAUAUUAAAGAGCACUUGACUACACAUUCCGAGAUUAAAGAGUUUGAGUGCCAGGUGUGCGGUGCUCGAUUCGCUUGGCGAGAUCAGUUGAAACUUCACAUUCGGACUCACACAGGUGAAAAGCCAUUUCCCUGCAAAAUCUGUGGCAGAUCAUUUGCCCGAAAAGCAAUUUUAAGUAACCACCUUAUGACUCACACAGGUGAAAAACCCUUCUCUUGUUGGCUAUGUUCAAAGGCUUUCUCUCGGAAUAGCAUGUUAAAGCAACAUAUGAAGACACAUACAGAGGAAGAUCUUAAAAAUUGCUAAAACAAACUUCCAAAUCUCCACCAUAACUUAACAUUAAAAAAGUACUAAGAGACAGCAUUCCCUCCAAACCUGAAACUUAACUUUCAGAUUUGUUUUCCAAUGAAACCACAAGGUCCUUUUAUGAGAGUAAUAUUAAGUAACUUAACAGUUCUAUUCUGAGACCCCCUUUGGUCACGACACUGACCAUGGGAUUGCACCUAGAAAGUUGCCCUCCCAGGCACAAGUCCGGGCAAGGUUGUUUAUGGGAGACCAGCAGUUGCCCAUGCAUACUGGU